AUGAGGGUGGACCUUUCCGAACCAUCCGAUACCCAGGCCCUGGCUCGCCUGGGCAAGAAGCAAGUCCUGAAACGGCGGUUUGGCUUCAUUUCUAUAGUUGGAUUUGCAAUGGCUGAGCUGAUUACCUGGGAAACCGUUCUUACCUUGUUUUCUCAGGCCUUUGAGAAUGGUGGCCCCGCUGGUGCGAUCUACGGGUACAUUAUUGCCUGUCUCUCGACUCUAUCCGUGUAUACGGUCAUCGCCGAGCUGGCGUCCAUGGCGCCCAUUGCCGGCGGGCAGUAUUAUUGGGUCUACAUGCUGGCACCCCUACGAUGGAAGAAGGUCUCGAGCUAUCUUAUUGGAUGGCUCACCUCACUGGCAUGGAUUGCGACAAUUGCAACCGAGACUAUCUUCCUCGGGUCAAUGAUCGAAGGCCUGGUCAUAAUAAACCAUCCGCUCUUUGCACAGGAGCGAUGGCAAAAUACGCUGCUAGCGUGGGCGGCAGUGGUUGUUGCGAUCUUCAUCAAUGUCGUGGUGCCAAAUUAUCUGCCGAAAUUCGAGAUCGCCAUGCUGGUUAUCCAUCUCGCAGGCUUUGUCGCAAUCACCGCGACAUUACUCGCACUGUCGCCGAAGGGGUCAGCAGCAUCGGUGUUCCAAACCGCACUGAAUGAAGGUGGAUGGCCGACGCAAGGCAUUUCGUACUGCGUGGGCUUCAUCGGAAACAUAGCCACGUUCGUGGGCGCCGACGCCAGUGUCCACAUGGCGGAGGAAAUCGAAAAUGCGGCCCUUAACAUCCCACGCGCCAUCAUCACGGGCAUGUCGAUCAACAGCGCACUCGGGUUCUCGAUGAUGCUCACAGUGCUUUUCUGUCUGGGAGACCCCAAGACGGUCCUCAAGUCGGCCACCGACUUCCCCUUCAUCCAGAUCUUCUAUAACAGCACGGCGUCACAUGCCGGCACAUCCGUGAUGACAGCCGUCAUCAUCGUGCUGACGAUGGCCUGCUCGGUCGGGAUCAUCGCGACGGCAUCCCGUAUGACGUGGUCGUUCGCGCGCGACCACGGCGUGCCCUUCUCGCGCUUCCUCAUGAAAGUCAAUAGCCGCACCCGCGUGCCCAUCGUAUCUGUCUGCGUAGUCUGCAGCUUUGCCUGUGCCCUGACGCUCAUCUACAUCGGCUCGAAGACGGCCUUCAACGACGUCAUUUCUCUGACGGUCACCGGGUUUUACAGCUCUUAUUUUCUCCCAAGCGCCUUUCUCCUCUACCACCGCAUCAGGGGCCAUAUUCUGCCCCAUGAGACGUGCAGCUCCCACUAUCCCCCCGCCGCCACCGCCGAUGAAGAAAUACCAUCUGCCCAUAUGCCACAAAAAACCCCUGCUGAGAAGGUCUCCGGCCCCGUCCCAGUCCAGGCUUCCCAAAGCGACAGAGAUCCACAGAGUACUUCGCGCCCGCCGGAGCUUGAUGUUGCGCAGGCACCACUGAUAUGGGGCCCCUGGCGUGUCCCUGGUAUCCUGGGUACGAUAAAUAACAUGUAUGCCUGUGUGUAUAUGCUCUUUGUCAUUUUCUGGAGCGUCUGGCCACCAGCAACGCCUGUUGACUACACGACAAUGAACUAUAGUAUUGUCGUCACUGGCGGGGUUCUGAUCCUGAGUGCUGUAUGGUACUUUGUGCGCGCAAGGAAGGAAUACUCAGGACCUUUGAUUGACAAGGAGGUUGCUGAGAUCAUGCACCUUGGCUCGGAGGUGGUGGCAGGGGUUUAG
Molecule: messenger RNA, 1734 nt
Organism: Penicillium alfredii
Lineage: Eukaryota; Fungi; Ascomycota; Eurotiomycetes; Eurotiales; Aspergillaceae
Exons: 2
Coding region: 1-1734 (577 amino acids)
Biological process (GO): amino acid transport; transmembrane transport
Cellular component (GO): membrane
Molecular function (GO): transmembrane transporter activity
Source: RefSeq, a predicted model, not a curated record